AUGACUAAAGUCAGCUCCAUCCCGAAGACCGCUUUUCCCUCCACCCACAGCCAACCAGAAGAGGGGUCCGAAGGAGAAGAAGAAGACGACAUGGCCAGUCAUUCGACGGAAGAUCCUUCCGAGACUGGCUCGACUGGCCUUCCUGAUUGUGGCGACUCCAUCGAUCUCCCUACAUUCGAACAGAUUUUGGAGAUGGACGAUGACGAAGAUGAGCGGGAAUUCUCCAAGAGCAUUGUCUACGGAUUCUUCGAGCAGGCCGAGGCAACCUUUGAGAAGAUGAUUGCUUCCCUGCGAGAACAAGAAUUGGCGACUCUCUCGUCCCUCGGCCACUUUCUGAAGGGUUCCUCCGCGACGCUGGGCAUGACCAAAGUGAAGGACUCUUGUGAGAAGAUCCAGCACUACGGCGCACAUAAAGACGAUGCCGGACAAUCUACAGACAUGGAGGAUACGGUGCUGCUGAAGAAAAUCAAGGCCACCGUGGCGACGGUCAAGGUGGAGUACAAGGAGGCGGAACGAAUACUCAAGCAAUUCUACCAUGAUCCUGAGCACUGA
Messenger RNA from Letharia lupina, 552 nucleotides. RefSeq lists its product as uncharacterized. The transcript has 3 exons. The record is from RefSeq and is a predicted model, not a curated record. Gene Ontology annotation, biological process: phosphorylation; phosphorelay signal transduction system. Gene Ontology annotation, cellular component: nucleus; cytoplasm. Gene Ontology annotation, molecular function: protein histidine kinase binding; histidine phosphotransfer kinase activity. Lineage: Eukaryota; Fungi; Ascomycota; Lecanoromycetes; Lecanorales; Parmeliaceae. The coding region runs from base 1 to 552 and encodes 183 amino acids.